GGGAGCGGCGAAGAGGCAGGAAGACAGGACCAUGUCGAAGGGCCCAGGGCCCGGCGGCUCCGCAGCUUCGUCGGCGCCCCCGGCCGCUACCGCUCAGGUGCUGCAGGCACAGCCCGAGAAACCGCAGCACUACACCUAUGUUAGAUACUAAAGAAGGCUUCCCCACAAUCCAUAUGCAUCUGCUUUGACUGGUGGUUUCUAUCAACCUACAAAGACUGUGGCUUAUUGGUGAGGGCAGCUGGACAACUCUGAGAGCAACUUAGAGAAAUCCAUCUUGGGCACACUCUAUAAAGGAGCUCCUUCUCUGCAAAUAGCACCCCAGAUAAGUGCACAAAAGCAAGACACCCUCGUGGACCUACUUCCUCCCGCUUUCAACACCCUGAUGCCUGAAGCUGUGCUUGAUACUAAAGGAGGUUUUCCCACAUAUGCAUCUUCUAUAUUUUGAAAUUACAACUAUGGACAGUUAUGGCUAAUCAUAGUAGAUUGUCUUCCCUUCUUUUAACACCUUGGAUGAAUUUUGGGGCACACUAAUGUGUUAUGUGAAGAUGGAUGUUGAAUAUACUCUAUAGAUUCACCCCAGCCAGCCAUCUUAAAAUACCUGCAUGGGCAACAGAGAGAUCUACGGAGAAAGUUUGGGUAAAAUCAUUGCAUAUGAAAAUAGGUACCUGAAGGAAUUCCGCACUGAGCAGUGCCCGCUCUUUGUGCAACACAAAUGUACUCAGCAUCGGCCCUACACCUGCUUCCACUGGCAUUUCGUGAACCAGCGACGCCGCCGGUCCAUCCGCCGUCGGGACGGCACCUUCAACUACAGCCCCGACGUCUACUGCACCAAGUACGACGAGGCCACAGGCCUCUGCCCGGAGGGCGACGAGUGCCCAUUCCUGCACAGGACCACAGGGGACACUGAGCGCAGGUACCACCUGCGCUACUAUAAGACUGGAAUCUGCAUCCACGAGACAGACUCAAAAGGCAACUGCACCAAAAACGGCCUGCACUGCGCUUUUGCUCAUGGGCCCCAUGACCUCCGCUCCCCUGUCUACGACAUCAGGGAGCUCCAGGCAAUGGAGGCCUUGCAGAACGGCCAGACCACAGUAGAGGGCAGCAUAGAGGGCCAGUCAGCUGGGGCCGCAAGCCACGCCAUGAUAGAAAAAAUCCUCAGUGAGGAGCCACGGUGGCAAGAGACCGCUUAUGUGCUGGGGAACUAUAAGACGGAGCCGUGCAAGAAGCCCCCACGGCUGUGCCGCCAGGGUUAUGCCUGUCCCUACUACCACAACAGCAAGGACCGGCGGCGGAGUCCCCGGAAACACAAAUACAGGUCAUCUCCAUGUCCGAACGUAAAACACGGGGACGAAUGGGGUGACCCUGGCAAGUGUGAGAACGGAGACUCCUGCCAAUACUGCCACACCCGCACGGAGCAGCAGUUCCACCCGGAGAUCUAUAAAUCUACCAAGUGCAACGACAUGCAGCAGUCGGGCAGCUGUCCCCGAGGACCCUUCUGCGCCUUCGCCCACGUAGACCAGCCACCCCUCAGUGACGACCUGCAACCUUCCUCAGCUGUGUCCAGCCCCACCCAGCCAGGUCCCGUCUUGUACAUGCCAUCUGCUGCCGGAGACUCGGUGCCCGUGAGCCCUUCCAGCCCGCAUGCCCCUGACCUCAGCGCACUCCUCUGUAGAAACAGCAGCCUCAGCAGCCCAUCUAACCUCUGCGGCUCCCCACCGGGCUCCAUCAGGAAGCCCCCGAGUCUGGAAGGCAUUGUCUUUCCUGGGGAGUCUGGCCUCGCCCCUGGCAGUUAUAAGAAGGCUCCUGGCUUCGAGAGGGAAGACCAGGUGGGAGCUGAGUACCUGAAAACUUUGAAGUGCCAGGCCAAGUUAAAACCCCACUCACUAGAGCCCAGGAGUCAAGAGCAGCCUCUGCUUCAACCCAAACAGGACGUGCUGGGCAUCCUCCCUGUGGGCAGCCCUCUGACCUCAAGCAUCUCUUCUAGUAUCACCUCCAGCCUAGCAGCUACUCCCCCUAGCCCCGCCGGCACCAGCAGUGUUCCUGGCAUGAAUGCAAAUGCUCUACCCUUCUACCCCACCAGCGACACGGUAGAGUCGGUCAUAGAGUCUGCCCUGGAUGACCUGGACCUGAACGAGUUUGGGGUGGCUGCCCUGGAGAAGACUUUCGACACCAGCACGGUGCCCCACCCCGGCAGCAUCACAAUCGGCGGCAGCUUGCUGCAGAGCUCCGCACCCGUGAACAUCCCAGGCUCCUUGAGCAGCUCCGCUUCCUUCCACUCGGCGUCCCCCUCCCCUCCUGUCAGCCUCUCCUCGCAUUUCCUGCAGCAGCCCCAGGGCCACCUGAGCCAGUCAGAAAACACGUUUUUGGGGACCUCAGCAUCACAUGGAUCUUUGGGUCUGAAUGGGAUGAAUAGCAGCAUCUGGGAGCAUUUUGCCUCUGGAAGCUUCUCCCCGGGCACUUCCCCUGCCUUCCUGUCAGGGCCCGGGGCUGCCGAGCUGGCCCGGCUUCGGCAAGAGCUAGAUGACGCCAACGGCACCAUCAAGCAGUGGGAGGAGUCCUGGAAGCAGGCAAAACAGGCUUGUGAUGCCUGGAAGAAGGAGGCAGAGGAGGCCGGGGAGCGGGCCAGCGCGGCAGGCGCUGAGUGCGAGCUGGCCCGGGAGCAGCGCGAUGCACUGGAGGUGCAGGUGAAGAAACUACAGGAGGAGCUGGAGCGGCUGCACUCGGGCCCCGACCCGCAGGCCCUGCCCACCUUCCCCGACCUGGAAGCCCUCUCACUCUCCACCCUCUACUCUCUCCAGAAGCAGCUGCGGGCUCACUUGGAGCAAGUGGACAAGGCCGUGUUCCACAUGCAGUCGGUGAAAUGCCUUAAGUGUCAGGAGCAGAACCGAGCGGUGCUGCCGUGCCAACACGCCGUGCUGUGUGAGCUCUGUGCCGAGGGCAGUGAGUGCCCCGUCUGCCAGCCAGGCCGGGCCCAUGCCCUCCAGUCGUGACCCUGCAGGCCUGGCCCCGGCCUGGCUCAGAUCUUCUCCCCUAGGACUUUUUAAAGUAUAUAUAUAUGUAUGUAUGUAUGUAUGUAUGUAUGUAUGUAUGUAUAUGUAUAUGUAUAUGUAUAUGAUUAUGUAUAUGUAUACAUUUCUGUAUGUGUGUAGGUGUGCGUGGGCGGCCAGUGUGUGAACAGUGUCUGUGUGUAUAUCUAUACAUAGAUAUAGACACACACUUUAAAACAGACUUACCAAGCACUUUUUAAAAGAAAAAACUAUUUUGCAGUCCUCCCCCUGCCCGCUCCCUACCUUUCCCACUGCAGAGACAAAGUCCCCUCUUCUCCCACCAGCCUUUUGGCAGGGAAUCUGUUUCAGCCUCUUUUUUAUGUAGGAACUAACUGUUUUUAACUUCUUCCUGGGGCCUGAGCAGGGAAGGGUGGAAAGCUAGAAGGGGCCGAUGGGAGGGGACAAGCCUUCAGGGCAGGCCCUGUUCACCCCACUUCCCCAGGCCAGGGCGAGAGCCAGGGGUGUGGAAGACCUGGGCCCAGACCUGGUUCCCAGCUGUGAGGCUUGAGAGCGGGGCAUCCAAGCCCGCCUAGCUCUAGGGUUACCAAGCGUGUGUUUAGCCCAGGCUGGCGGGCCAAAGCCGUGGGGCCAGCCCCACUCCCAACCCUGGGCCCUUGCAGCUCCUCGAGGGGCAAAGCCCAGGCCUUUUACCCCUCAGGUACCUGAGGCCGGGGGUCUACCCCAGUCCUCCCCCGACCCCCGGGCUCCUAGAGCAGCCUCCCUGGCCCCAGGGCGACCUACCAGGCUGGCACUGCCCUGUCCAUCACCCCCCAGCUGCCCUCAGCUGUCUCCCCUCGUGCACAGCCCUCCGUGCUGUCCACCCCUCCCUCUGGCAGCUAGCAGGGCAACAGGUGGGGAGGAGCUGCGGACUGUGAGGACCAAGGUGGGGCCCAGGCCCUGCCCUCCUCCCCAGGAGGGGCUCCGUAUGCAUUCCUUGGUGCUCUCUGAGUGCAGCUGACGUCCUGCCCGUUUGGAGCAGACGCCUGUGUGCAUGUGUGUGCGUGCCUGUCCAAUGUAUAUUGUGUCUUAGCUUCCAUUUUUAAAAUUGUCCUGUACAGAGAGAUGCAGCAGGGGGUGGGAGGGCAGAGUGGACAGAGGGAAGCCACCCCACUCCCAGCACUGGGGGUCUGGGGUGGGAGCAAGAGGGCUGCAAAGGGUCUGGCCCGGCCCAGGCGCCGCCUUGGGCUCAGCACGAAAGGGCUUUCAACAAAUUAAGUGAAAACUUUUUUACAAAAACGCAAAAAUCAAAGCUCCAAACGUAUUGGAAAUAAAAUAUGAACUUGCGGUGGUAGC
Balaenoptera acutorostrata (minke whale) is the source of this 4340-nucleotide messenger RNA. It is a transcript of the gene UNK, whose product is annotated as unk zinc finger. NCBI's taxonomy places the organism in Eukaryota, Metazoa, Chordata, Mammalia, Artiodactyla, Balaenopteridae. The coding region runs from base 603 to 2990 and encodes 795 amino acids. Gene Ontology annotation, biological process: cell morphogenesis involved in neuron differentiation. The record is from RefSeq and is a predicted model, not a curated record. Gene Ontology annotation, molecular function: metal ion binding; mRNA CDS binding. The transcript has 19 exons.